Panicum hallii is the source of this 3484-nucleotide messenger RNA. Its product is annotated as AP-3 complex subunit delta. The record is from RefSeq and is a predicted model, not a curated record. Gene Ontology annotation, biological process: protein targeting to vacuole; Golgi to vacuole transport. The coding region runs from base 121 to 2964 and encodes 947 amino acids. Lineage: Eukaryota; Viridiplantae; Streptophyta; Magnoliopsida; Poales; Poaceae. Gene Ontology annotation, cellular component: endosome membrane; membrane coat; AP-3 adaptor complex. The transcript has 2 exons.
GACCCCAACAGCCAAGCCACACCACGCCCGAGUCUUCCCUUCGUCUCGGCCGCGCCCGCACGUUCCCAAGUUACCCCCAGAACCACACGGAUCCAGCCUCUUACCCUUCCGCCACAGCCGAUGGCCUCCGCCCAGCCGGCGCCGGCACCGGCGCACACAGCGGGGCCGUCUCUGGUGGACACCCUCUUCCAGCGCUCUCUGGACGACCUCGUCAAGUCCCUCCGCGCCGACCCGUCGGCCGCCGGCGAGUCCGCGGCCGUCGCCCGCGCGCUGUCCGAGAUCCACCGCGAGAUCCGCGCCCCCGACGCCGCCACCAAGGCCGUCGCGCUGCAGAAGCUUACCUACCUCUCCUCCCUCCACUUCACCCCUGUCGCCUCCCACCCACUCGCUUUCCCGGCCAUCGAGCUCCUCGCCUCGCCGAGCCUGCCCCACAAGCGCCUCGCCUACCUCGCCGCCUCGCUCUCGCUCCACCCGGCCUCGCUAUCCCUGCUCCCUCUCGCCACGCACCAGCUACACAAGGACCUCUCCCCCUCCGCCUCCGCCGCCGCGACCCACCGGCACGUCUCCGCGCUUGCGCUCCAGCUCCUCGGAUCCCCCGCGGCGGCCGCCGCUCCGGACCUCGCCGUUCACCUCGCGCACGACCUCGUGCCACACCUCUCCCGCGGCAGCCCACAUGCCAUCGCGGCCGCAGCGCGCGUCAUAGCUGGCGCGCCGUCCGCGGCCGUGCCGGUCCUCUUCAAGCCGCUGGCAGCCUGUCUCGCCUCCCCUGACCCGCGGGCGUCGACUGCGGCUGCGGCAGCGUUCUGUGACCUGUCAGCUCCGCCUGCUGACGCGGCCCCUUUCCUGCCGUUGGCGCCUGAUCUUUACAACCUGCUCACCACUUCCCGGUCCAACUGGGAGCUCAUCAAGGUGCUCAAGCUGUUUGCACGGCUGGCUCCUCUAGAGUCCCGCCUGGCCGCACGAAUUGUCGACCCAGUCUGCCAGCUGCUGACCCGAUCUGCAGCCAUGUCACUGACCUUUGAGUGUGUCCGUACAGUGCUCACUGCGCUGCCAGCACAUGAUGCUGCUGUCCGCCUUGCCAUCGGAAGAGUGAAGGAGUUCCUUGCUGCUGCUGAUGAUCCCAACCUCCGGUACCUUGGGCUUGUGGCACUUGGUAUGCUUGGCCCAGGUUAUGCAACUACAGUGAAUGAUUGCCGGGAUGUUAUUAUGCGGUCACUUGGUGAUGCCGACUCAAGCAUUCGCCGGGAGGCAUUGCACCUCAUGAUGGGGAUGGUUGAUGAAAACAAUGUAUUGGACAUUGCAAGUAUGCUGGUCAGUCAUGCUGCUAAGUCAGACCCAGAGUUCGCAAAUGACAUUCUCGGGGCCGUUCUAGCAGCAUGUGGGCGUAAUGUGUAUGAGCUUGUUGCGGACUUUGAUUGGUAUGCUUCACUCCUCGCAGACAUGGCAAGGAGCCUACAUUGUGCCCAAGGAGAUGAGAUUGGUCGGCAGCUUGUUGAUGUUGGACUGCGGGUACAGGAUGCACGGUCAGAGCUUGUCCGUUCAGCUCGAACUCUCCUAAUUGACCCUGCUUUGCUUGGAAACCACUUCCUCUUCCCUGUUCUUUCAGCUGCCGCAUGGAUUUCUGGUGAGUAUGUGGAAUUCAUGAAGGAUCAUGUCGAGCUUGUUGAAGCACUCUUGCAACCAAAGACCAACCUCCUGCCUAUGUCAGUGAGAGCAGUCUACAUCCAUGCAGUAUUUAAAGUGCUCACUUUCUGUUUGAGUGUGUAUGUUGAGAAAUUGGGUGAUUCAAGCAAGGAAGUGGAUGUAGUGUUCGGUGGGUUGGCUAUUGAUCAAACUGUUUUUGGGGAAAGCAAGGUUGCACUUGGGUCUGCUCAAGAGCAAGAUAUUAGGGCAAGCACAGUGCGAAAGGACCCAUUUUCACAUGAAUCUAUACUUUACAUGAUUAACUUGAUUGAAACAACAGUUGGUCCACUUGUUGAGUGUAAUGAAGUAGAAGUCCAGGAGAGAGCACACAACCUGAUUGGUUUUGUCCAUUUGUUAAGACAUAUUCAAGAGUUGAAAGAAAAGAAGGUAGCUGAUGAUGACAAGCAAAGCAGGGUAAAAGAGCUUGUCAAAACUAUGCGGACAGUAUUCUGUCAAGAACUUGGUCCUGUUUCUGUGACUGCACAGAUGAAAGUAGCCUCUCCAGACGGUCUUGACCUGAAUGAGAAUCUUGCUGAACUCGCAGACAUUGUGAGUGAAGAUGAUACUGCUCCGUCAACUUCAAUCUUUUUUUAUCCUCGCAGCCGUGACUCUGAAGAGACAAGAGAUGAGCCUGCAGUGUCCAUUGGUUCAUCUUCUCUUUCUGAGCAUCGCAAAAGGCAUGAGCUCUUUUAUCUCCCAACAGGAAAAUCUGAGGAUGAGCUAAGUGAUUACCCCCAUGCCAGUGAUACUCUACCAUCUUGUAGCCAUGAAACUGUUAGUGAUGAUAAGUCGAAGACCGUUGAACCUGUAUUUGCUGGGAAAAAGUCGAAGUCCACAAAGUCCAGACCAAAAGUAGUUAAAUUGGAUGGUGAGGAUUUCCUCAGUUCUAUGAUGGCUACUGCAAAUGUUCCAAAAGAAGACCCCUUGUCUGGUGCUCUACGUGGUGUGCUCUUGGGUAGAGAUGCUAUGGCAUCACCUUUACAAAAGGCUUCAGAUGUAAAUUCUGAAGCAAUGCUAAAAAAAAUGGGCACUAAUGAAUCUAGCUUUCAGCGGAUAGAGAAUUUAGGAAGCCAUCCUGCUUCAAAUUCUGUAACAAGUAAACAAAACCAUGACAAGGAGAAAGGUACAGAUCCUCCUGAAAGUGGUGCCAAAGAAUCGAGAAAGCACAGGAGCUCUGGUAGAAGUGGACAUCGCCAAGGAAAACAUAAGCACAGAGAAAGGUCUAGUACUCAGCCUGAUAUUGUACCUCAAGCUCCAGUUAUCCAAGACUUCCUUCUAUAGUGGCUGAGAGACUCUUGUGGCCAUACCAUACUACGAGCUCUGUAGCGCCGGCACAAGCAGCAGUAGUGCCUAGCUAGGUUUAGGGCUUUUGUUUGCAAUGAAUUAUCGAGAUGUCUAUUUAAAAGAUAAAGAGGCUAGUUGAGAAAUUAGGUGCAAAAAAAAAAAGGAUUCAGUGGCUUGUAUUGUGAUAUUGUCAGGGAGUGAUGCUUUUAAGGACCCUAUCUUCUUAUUUGUAUUUGGUAAAAAAAUAGAACUUGAUGUUUAGGGGGUUUAUUCAAGAGAUAAGAUGUUUGCUACAUAUGUACUCCCUCCAUUAUGUAUAUUCUCUGUGACUCUGAAUCUUUACUUUUUACAAACCCCAUGUUGAGAUUGCAUAUGCAUAAAAGAACUGAGUUAAGAGUGAUAUCAGCCUACUAAUGCUUGGAGGAAAUAAAUCUUUACUCAAUGAUUUUGGUAGCAACUUUCACUGCAACACUUUUGGUUCUAGCAUGAAACAUUGGAUGCUUUGAAAGAUACCUUA